UAAAUGGGUAAAUAAUUGUAACCUUAACAUUGCGAGUUGCUUUAGAGAAAAGCGUCAGCUAACUGUAAAAUUUCUUCUCAGCACAAUAUGCCUCACUGAACUGCUUUUAAUGUUUUUAUUCAAUGCCAUAAAUGCUAUAGACACUCAUAAAACAAAUAACCCAUAGAAUUCCGAGCAACUGCUUCAACAAGGAUGUUUCCUCCUAGCUUGAUAAAAUGCUUUAAUAUGUACUGUUACACACAUGCAUGGCUCUUUUUGAACUACUCCCAUUUUUCCUAAAUUGCUGAUCGAAAAGAAAAGGUGCAAUGCUUUUGACACCCAGCAGCAUUCACCAUGAUCAUGUAUUAGUAUUAUUAUUAUUAUUAUUAUUGCUGUUUUACUUUAUGGUACAAGUGGGGGUGUGGCUCCUAUCGAAACAAUAGCUGCUGUCACAGAUGACACCGAUCUCCACCCUUCCACAAGGUUACACACACGAUGUCUGUUCAGUUCCCGCUGCGAGCUGCCAUCAUCCGUCAUGAUUGUACUUUGCACUUUUUUCUACUGUGCGGUUUUUCUUUUUUUUUGUGCACCGUACUGUACUGUCCACCUGUCAUGCAGUCCACUGAAUGCAGCGAGCAGCGCUCUCGGAUACACAUUUGACAGCGACACCGGUGCGGCAUGAAUAUUCGGCAGCCGGAGGAUGAAUCCAGUCCGACGAUCACCGACUGAGGACUUGAAAGAAGCGGAGAGCCGACGCCGCGGCACAUGGAAACGCGCUCGUGACGUGGAUCCAGCGAUGUCUAUUUCUGACGCCACUUUGUAUCGAUUAGAGCGCCGAGAGCGUCAUUUCGCGGCAUCUCUUGCGUGAGCGCGCGGGAGACGCUCGCGGGACAGCCGUAGGCAGCGCGAGUCGCUGUCCAUGGUGCUGGAACGCGUCGCGCCGUGCGCCAGGAGGAAGCGACGCGGGGGGGUGCACGCGCUGGACAGCACCUCCGUUACCCCCACCCCCACCCCCACCACCCCUCUCCCGGGGCGAUCAGAGGUGCCCUCGCACCCGGGUCUCACUAUGCUGCGCGACGCCGCCCUAGGAUCUCGUUUGCUUCGCAGCUGCUCGUGAGAAGGCAGCAGGGUGGGUCGCGCGCGCGGGCGGGCGGACAUGCUGGCCAACAACUCGGAGAAGCUCCUGAGUUUGGCGGACAGCCUCGAUCUGACGAACUCGUCCGGGAACGAAACGCACGGCGAGUCUCAGGGCGGCGCGAUCCUCAUUUCCUUCAUCUACUCCGUGGUUUGCCUCGUGGGGCUCUGCGGGAACUCCAUGGUCAUCUAUGUCAUCUUCAGGUACGCGAAGAUGAAGACCGCGACCAACAUCUACAUCUUAAAUCUGGCCAUCGCCGACGAGCUGCUGAUGCUCAGCGUACCCUUCCUGGUGACCUCGUCCCUGCUUCAUCACUGGCCCUUUGGCUCCCUUCUGUGCCGGCUUGUCCUCAGCGUGGACGCCAUCAAUAUGUUUACCAGCAUCUACUGCCUCACCGUGCUCAGCGUGGACCGCUACAUCGCCGUGGUGCACCCCAUCAAGGCUGCCAGGUACCGGAGACCCACCAUAGCUAAGAUGGUCAACUUGGGCGUUUGGAUCUUCUCCAUCCUCGUCAUUCUGCCCAUUGUGAUAUUUUCAACGACCGCCCCGAACUCGGACGGCUCGGUGGCGUGCAACAUGCAGAUGCCGGAGCCGGUGCGCCGCUGGAUGGCCGUGUUCGUCAUCUACGCCUUCCUCAUGGGCUUCUUGUUCCCCGUGAUCGCCAUCUGCAUGUGCUACAUCCUCAUCAUCGUCAAGAUGCGAGUGGUGGCGCUCAAGGCGGGCUGGCAGCAGCGCAAACGCUCCGAGCGCAAGAUCACCCUCAUGGUGAUGAUGGUGGUGACCGUCUUCGUCAUCUGCUGGAUGCCCUUCCACGUCGUGCAGCUCGUCAACGUGUUCGUGGAGUCGCACGACGCCACGCUCAGCCAGCUCGCGGUCAUCCUGGGCUACGCCAACAGCUGCGCCAACCCCAUCCUCUACGGGUUCCUGUCGGACAACUUCAGGCGCUCCUUCCAGAGGAUCCUGUGCCUCCGCUGGAUGGACAAUGCCACGGAGGAGCCCAUCGAUUACUACGCCACGGCGCUCAAGAGUCGCGGCUUCAGCGUCGACGAGUUCCCGGCGGAGCGCGCGGAGUCGGACGCCGCCGCCGGCGCGUACCGGAACGGCACGUGCGCCUCCAGGACCACCACGCUGUAGCCUAGGGGGUGCGCGACACGAGCGAGGGUUAGCGCCCGCGCCCGCGCCCGCGUCCACAAAAAAGCAUGUCGCCGUCGUCCCCGCGCUGAAACACUUUGUAACAAGUUUGUUUUCCGUGCCUCCGUCCGUCCCACGAUCCAGUGAUUAA
Scleropages formosus (Asian bonytongue) is the source of this 2396-nucleotide messenger RNA. RefSeq names its product somatostatin receptor 1a (gene sstr1a). The transcript has a single exon. Gene Ontology annotation, cellular component: plasma membrane; neuron projection. NCBI's taxonomy places the organism in Eukaryota, Metazoa, Chordata, Actinopteri, Osteoglossiformes, Osteoglossidae. Gene Ontology annotation, biological process: neuropeptide signaling pathway; cellular response to estradiol stimulus. The record is from RefSeq and is a predicted model, not a curated record. The coding region runs from base 1136 to 2248 and encodes 370 amino acids. Gene Ontology annotation, molecular function: neuropeptide binding; somatostatin receptor activity.